This is a messenger RNA of Salvia splendens (bonfire salvia), 5721 nucleotides long. RefSeq lists its product as uncharacterized. The coding region runs from base 12 to 5540 and encodes 1842 amino acids. The transcript is spliced from 17 exons. Gene Ontology annotation, biological process: 5S class rRNA transcription by RNA polymerase III; transcription initiation at RNA polymerase III promoter. Gene Ontology annotation, molecular function: DNA binding. NCBI's taxonomy places the organism in Eukaryota, Viridiplantae, Streptophyta, Magnoliopsida, Lamiales, Lamiaceae. Gene Ontology annotation, cellular component: transcription factor TFIIIC complex. The record is from RefSeq and is a predicted model, not a curated record.
AACCUACUUUUAUGGCAACAGAUAGCAAUGAAUAUAUUUCCCCCAAACUGAUUCGAACCCUAAACCUAAUUGUUUCCAUACAAACGCGCUCGUAUGCAAAUCCCAAUUCCCCCGCCAAUAGAAACCGCAUGGACGCCGUAGUCAACUCAGCACUAGAAGAGAUAUGCUGCGGAGCAGCUGAGGGGCUCAAUCUCAGCGACCUAUGGGUGAAAAUCGGUCCAACUCUCGCUGCCCGCGGCCUCCCCAUCUGCCCGAACUUGAAGCGGGCAGUGUGGGAGAAUCUGGCUGAGAUACCGGAGCUGAAUCUUGUGGCGAGCAACGGCGCCUCGUCCAAGCUCGCUGAGGCCCUACUCAAUUAUACAGCUGAAGAGUGCGAGCAGAUGGAUGUCAAAAUUGUGGCUCCUGAAGCGAUGAGGAGAAGUUUUAUCGGACUCUACGAUGUUGGAACGUCGGAAUCGUCUUUGGCUGACAUUCAGCGCUUCAUUCUCGAACGCCUCGCUGUUGCCCGGAACAAUGGGAUUGCUCAGAAUGAUCUUACCAAGGAAUUACAAAUUCCUGCUAACAACUUAUGCUACCAAUUUAAGACACUUGAAACCAAAGGAUUGAUAGUAAAGCAGCCAACUGUUAUUAGGAAGAAUGGUAGCAUUGUGUCCACGAAUAUGCUAUAUCUUGCUCGUUAUGCAAGGCAUUUCGGUUCUCAGCAGAGGCUUGAAAUCACUAGGACAGAUCAGAUGUUGAUGGGUGGGGAGGGUGCAGACGGUCAUAAUAACGGAAUUCUGGCCGAGAGUGUAUCUGUCAAAGAUUUCAUACCAGCACUGAAAGCCAUCUGCGACAAACUUGAAAAAGCUGAGGGCAAGGUUCUGGUUGUCUCAGAUAUAAAAAAAGACCUUGGUUAUCGGGGGCCUCAUGGUCACAGAAGUUGGAGAAAUAUAUGUCAGAGGUUGAAAGAUACUCGAGUGGUAGAAGAGUGUCGUACAAUAAUCAAGAAUAAGGAGGUUGAUUGUUUACGUCUACUUCAAAGUUUCUCAACAUCACUUUUUGAGCCAAGACCUCAUGGGCGUGGAUCUGAUGAUAUGGACAUAGAAGAAUCACAAAUUUUGUCAAAGAGAGGACUAGUUACUGAAGAAGUUGUAGAGCUUCCCAUCUUGCGUCAGGUGUAUGACAUGAUUGAUGCUGCAGGGUCAAAAGGAUUAACCACUACAGAAGUAUGUAAAAGGCUUGGACUAUGCUGUAAGGAGUACCACAAGCGAUAUUUUAAACUGUUGAUGUCUAUAUUUGGUGUUCAUUCUUUAAAGGAAAGCCACAAAAAAGGCGAGGUCUUCCGACUUUGGACAUCUUGUAACUUCAAACCAGAAGCAUCCAACAUGACACCCAUUGAAGGAGAAACAGUUCGUCAGGGAGUUAUUGAAUCUAAAUCACCACCUGUGAACCAGUACCUUCUUAAGGAUUCAUCUCAGCCUGUGAAGAUGCUAGAUACUUCUAUGUAUGUAGGGAAUAACAAUGGAGAUAAUGAAAGUGUGAAUGAUGCAGCUGGCAAAACUGAAGCUUCUAACUGUAUGACUGUGGAUGAAUGUUCUACUGGUCCGCUUGUUUUAUGCAAUACACAGAGUUCUGAUGUGGAGCAAUGCACUGGGGUACUUGCCGAGGAACCAUUGCAGGGAAGUAUGCCAGUACCUAACUUUAAUGUGCCAGACACACACCAUCUUGCUCUUGUAAAUUCUCCAAAGCGUCGAUCACAUCCAAGGUCUUCCAGUCUUGCAUUUCAUGCAUCCAGCUCACGGAAGGAGCAGCAUAUACUCAAGAUUUUGGAGGAGGAGAAAAUCCUAUUAAAACCUGAGCUCCACAGGCAUCUUGAGAGUCUAGAGACGGAAAAGAACACAGUGAUGGAUAGGAAGACCUUGGAACGUAUUCUUAAUAAAAUUCAGAAAGAAGGAAAUUGUAAAUGCAUCCAUGUGAGUGUCCCAGGCGUGACAAAUUGUGGUCGCAGCAGGACAACAGAAGUUGUCCUCCAUCCUUCAGUUUAUAAUGUCUCAUCUGAAUUAUUGACUCAAAUCCAUGAUAAGAUGAGGUGUUUUGACAUCCAACUGCGGAAGGAAGCAUAUAUGCUGCAGAAGAAAAGCAAAUCAGUUCCUAUAUUAGACAAUGUGCAGAGAAUCCCCUGUAGCGUGCAGGGCCAACCAGAGCAUGCAGGAUUGAUGCGUGCUAAUGGAUUUGUGCUGGCAAAAAUGGUCAGGACAAGGCUUCUUCACACCUUUCUUUGGGGUUCGGUCUGCAGUUCCCCUGGUUGGGAUCAAGCUUUAUUCUUUAGUGACCAUUCUCGUGAUUUAGAAAAUCCACACAGCUCUUGUAAGUUAUUUGAGUUAAAUCUAUCAAUUAGGUCAAUGCCACUUGAACUGUUUUUACAAGUAGUUGGAUCUACUGAAAAGUUGGAUGUGCUCGAGGAGUGUAAAAGAGGCUUGUUACUUCGUGAUCUUCCUAUGGAAAAACAAAAUUGCCUGAUAGAUACUCGAGCAUCUAAUCGCUUGUCGUAUCUAGUCGACAUACUACGGCGUUUGAAGCUCAUUCGUCUAAUGAGCAAGGGGAAUGCAGAAGAUGGAUCCAGCAGCCUCCACACUACUCUUACUUAUGCAUUGGAAUUUAAGCCUUACCUUGAGGAACCAACAUCAACUGUUUCAUCAUCUGGCCAUUUAGCUGAUCUGCGCCCUCAAAUCAGACAUGAUUUUGUCCUUUCGAGCAAAAAAGCUGUUGAUGAAUACUGGGGUACUCUGGAGUAUUGUUAUGCUGCAGCUAAAUCAAAGGCCGCAUUACUCGCAUUUCCAGGAUCUGCAGUUAGUCAGAUAUUUCAUCCAAAAUCAUGGGCAUCUGCCCGGGUCAUGACAGCUGCCCAGCGAGCAGAACUUCUGAAGCGCAUAGCUCAAGAUGGCUCAAAGAAGAAGCUUUCAUUCAAAGACUGUGAGAAGAUUGCUGAAGAUCUCAAUUUGACACUGCAGCAGGUGCUCCGUUUCUAUGAUGACAAGAGGCGGCAGUAUGCUGCUAGACCUACGAGUUCUGUGGAUGCUGAAGGUGAAGAGCUUCAGGCAGUCAACAGAAAACGUACACGGAAGAGGAGGCGUUCAUCAGACAGAAUUUCCUCAAAGCUUGCAAAUGAACAUUCAGGUCUGGAGGCAGCUAAUUCUUUGUUAGAUCCAGAUAAUCAGCCUACUGUAGAACAAGGUGCUUCGACUGCUACUAUGAAAGAUGAUGAUGACCUGUCUCAGAGAAAUUCUGAAAGGUUGAGUGAAGAAGAUAAGGGGGUCUAUUCUUUCAAGCGAGCACUAUCACGGUUGAACCCAGCGCGACAGAAAAAGUUUUUUUGGUCAGAGGAGGCUGAGAGGCAAUUAGUGAUUGCAUAUGCUAGACACCGAGCUGCUCGGGGGGUAAAAUUUCACCGUACAGAAUGGGUGUCAAUUUCAAAUCUCCCAGCACCUCCUGAUGCGUGCAAAAGAAGAAUGGCGUUGUUAAAUAGUUUUAUCCCUUUCAGAGAGGCUGUUAUGAAACUAUGCACUAUUCUUUCAGACCAAUAUGCAAAGUACAUUGAGAAGUUCCAGGACAAGAUGUCGAUUAAUGCAGAUUCUGAAGAGAUGAUUCGUGGUCCUGCCUCUGAAGAAGCUGGCAUGCUUGAGAAAUGGGCUAAUUUUGAUGAGGAUAUUAUUAAGGUUGCAUUGGAUGAUGUCUUAAGAUGCAAAAGAUUAGCUAAGCUGAAUGCUGCUCGAGAAACGUUCCCGGAGCAGGAAAUAAGCGUGCAUGAUGACAUCGAAGAUUGUGGUCAGAGUGGUCAAUUAUCAAGCACCGAGCAACGUCUUAGAAAAAAAUUGCAUAUAAAUACGGGUGCAACAAUUUUGAGACAGAUACAUGAAUCAGUUGCUGUUGCAAAUGCUGUGGAGCUAUUUAAGCUCAUCUUUCUAAGCAAAUCAAAAGCUCCAGAAGCACCAACUUUGCUGGCCGAAACACUACGUCGUUAUUCUGAGCAUGACCUCUGUGCUGCUUUUAAUUACUUGAGAGAGAAGAAAAUUAUGAUUGGAGGUGGCAGUGGUCAAUUUGAAUUAUCACAGACCUUCUUGCAUAGUAUCACUUCAACUGAAUUUCCCGCUGAUACUGGAAGCAGAGCUGCUAAGCUUGCUCUCUGGCUUCAUGAGAGAGAAAAUGAUUUAGUCGAAGAGGGCAUUGAAGCUCCAUCAGAUCUCCAGUGUGGUGAAGUAUUCUCUUUAUGUGCACUACUAUCUUCAGGUGAACUGUCAAUUACCCUAUUGCUACCCAAUGAAGGUGUAGGAGAGACAGAAGAUAAUAGACCUUCUAAACGUAAAAGUGAUACCGCAGAGCCUGAUGGUGGAUCACCACAAAAAUUAAGAAAAACAUUUGCUGGGGACAGUGAGAUGAGUUCUCGGAGAGAAAAAGGCUUUGCCAGCAUAAAGUUAUGCUUGAAACGUGAAACAAUUCCAAGAAUAAUGGCCAUCGACUCGCUCGGAAAGGUGAACAUGUAUCCAGCCCCAUUUCUUGGUGGAAAAGAUCAAAGCAAUAUUUCGUCUGCUUUGGAUGACAUUGCUGAUCAUGCAAGUGAUAUUAUUGAUACUGGGACGAUAGAUCAUCCCACUUUCCAGCUUAGUGAAUCUCAAUGGGAAGCUAUGACGGACUAUGCCAAGCAUCUAUUUUCUUCAUGUUCUUAUGAAGUAAAUAGUCUGUUGCUUCAACCCGACUUAUUCAAAACACUCUAUUCAGCCAUUCAGAAGUCUGGUGACAACGGUUUGAGAAUGAAAGAGAUCCAAAAAUUUCUGAACGUUAAGGAAGAGAAAAUAUUGGAAGUUAUAAUCGAUGUGCUUGAAGCAUUUGGGCGAGCGUUAAAGGUCAAUGCUUACAAUUCAGUUCACGUGGUUGAUUCUCUAUAUCGAUCAAAAUAUUUCUUGACCAGUAUAGAUGAUCGUGUUGCUCAUCAUCUCAAAUCGCAAAGGAAAACCAAGGACGGUUUGCCUUCACCUCUUAAUCUUGAUAAUCAAAGGGAGAAUUUGGCUGCCUCGGAGGAUAAGAUCAACACAAAUGACAUUGAAGGACACAGAGUCACAAUUUUAAAUUGUCCCAUAGACGUCACAGAUCCUCCUGAAGCUGCUUCAACCAAAGUUACCAGAGUAGAAAAUCUUGAAUGCUGUAGUACUCAUUCAAAUAGGAUAUGUAGACCCCUGUUGCCAUGGAUGAAUGGAGAUGGUACUAUAAACGAGCUUAUAUACAACAGGCUUCUUCGCCGUGUUCUUGGUAUUGUUGUGCUAAAUCCAGGGAUAUUAGAGGAUGAAAUUAUAAAUCGGAUGCAAGGUCUAAAUCCUCAGAGCUGCAGGCAGCUGCUACAGAUGAUGAUUCUGAAUAACCACAUAACUACCCGAAAAAUGCAGCAGAUGACAUCUUCUCAGCCUCCCUCCAUUUUGGCAAAUCUUCUUGGUGAUAAAUGCAAAAAGUCUAAGCUGGUAUGUCGAGUCCAUUUCUUUGCGAAUCCCUCGACAACAACCUUUUUGUAGAGCAGCCAGGGCGAACACCAUGUGAACCGGGUGAAGGUCGAAACAAUGGACAUAUGUCGAACCCUCUUGUAUAAUUAGGAAAAUCUGGAACACUUUUCUUGUAUAGUUAGAAUCAUGUAUUUAAAGUCUCUUGAGUGAUGUUUUGGGUUCAACUUCAAAUAAAAUAUUUUGGCCUUAUUUA